CCCAGCAGUAGCCUUGAGCACUGGACCAGAAACCGCAGGAGCAGCAGACUGACAUCCAGUUGACACCAAGCUCAGAAGCUUUGUAAGGUACAGAGAUGUCUCACGGGUUUACUAAGGAGGAGAAUAAGGAUGGCCAUAUCAACGUCCAGGAACUUGGAGAUGUAAUGAAGCAGUUGGGCAAGAACCUCUCACAUGAGGAACUGAAGGCUCUCAUCUCCAAGUUGGACACAGAUGGUGAUGGCAAGAUCAGCUUUGAAGAAUUCUUUAAGUCCAUCAAAAAGUACACUAAAGAGCAGGAGCUGCAGGCUAUGUUCAGUGUCCUUGACCAGAAUGGUGAUGGGUACAUCACUGUGGAUGAGCUCAAAGAAGGCUUGUCCAAGAUGGGAGAGCCGCUUUCCCAGGAGGAGCUGGAGGGCAUGAUCCAUGUGUUUGGUGCAGACCAAGAUGGGAAGGUGAACUAUGAGCAGUUUUUGAGUCACUACAUUGAGACUGUAUACAAGGUCCACAUAUCUGACUGACUCUGACAGGCACUUGUGCCUUCUUGCAGCG
Mus musculus (house mouse) is the source of this 549-nucleotide messenger RNA. RefSeq names its product calmodulin 5 (gene Calm5). The coding region runs from base 96 to 518 and encodes 140 amino acids. The transcript is spliced from 2 exons. Lineage: Eukaryota; Metazoa; Chordata; Mammalia; Rodentia; Muridae. The record is from RefSeq and is marked validated. Gene Ontology annotation, molecular function: calcium ion binding.